Westerdykella ornata is the source of this 2193-nucleotide messenger RNA. Its product is annotated as transketolase. The transcript has 6 exons. Gene Ontology annotation, cellular component: cytosol. Gene Ontology annotation, molecular function: transketolase activity. Bases 76 to 2130 code for a protein of 684 amino acids. Lineage: Eukaryota; Fungi; Ascomycota; Dothideomycetes; Pleosporales; Sporormiaceae. Gene Ontology annotation, biological process: pentose-phosphate shunt. The record is from RefSeq and is a predicted model, not a curated record.
CUGCCCUGACUUUUUUUUUCUUCAACACCCUCUCGUUCACCCCUUCCCCCUUCAUUCACUCACAUCUCGCCCAUCAUGCCGUAUACUAAGACGGAUGAGCUCGCCAUCAACACGAUCCGCACGCUUGCGAUCGAUGCUACCUCCAAGGCCAACUCCGGCCAUCCCGGCGCCCCUAUGGGCAUGGCUCCAGUGGCCCAUGUCCUCUUCAACAAGUUCAUGACCUUCAACCCAAAGAACCCCGAAUGGGUCAACCGCGAUCGUUUCGUUCUUUCCAACGGCCACGGAUGCAUGCUUCAGUAUGCUCUUCUCCACCUCUUCGGCUAUGACGUGACCAUGGACGACUUGAAGAACUUCCGCCAAGUUGACAGCAUCACCCCGGGCCAUCCCGAGUCCCAUGAUACCCCUGGUAUUGAGGUCACCACCGGCCCUCUCGGCCAAGGUUUCGCCAAUGCUGUUGGUCUUGCCAUUGCUCAACAGCACACCGCCGCUGUCUUCAACAAGCCCGGCUAUGACCUCAUCAACAACCACACCUAUGUCUUCUUCGGCGAUGGCUGCGCCAUGGAGGGCGUUGCCAGCGAGGCCGCCUCUACGGCUGGCCACUUGCAGCUCGGCAACCUGAUUGCCAUCUACGACGAUAACCACAUCUCCAUUGACGGUGAUACCAAGUGCGCAUUCACAGAAGACGUCAUGAAGCGGUUCGAGGCAUAUGGCUGGCACACCCAGCACGUCGAGGACGGUGAUCACGAUUUGGAGGCCAUCGAGGAGGCCAUCCGCAAGGCCAAGGAGGUCAAGGACAAGCCCUCAGUCAUCAAGCUGACCACCACCAUUGGCUUCGGCUCCAAGCUCGCAGGUACCGGUGGCGUGCACGGCAACCCCCUCAAGGCCGAUGACGCCAAGCAAGCGAAGGAGAAGUUCGGCUUCGACCCCGAGAAGAGCUUCGUCGUGCCCCAGGAAGUCUACGACAUGUACCACAAGCACGCCGCCGAGGGUGCUGCUGCUGAGCAAGAGUGGAACCAGCUGUUCGAGAAGUACGGCAAGGAGUUCCCUGAUCUGCACAAGGACCUGGCACGGCGGUUAACGCGUGACCUGCCCGAAGGCUGGCAGAACAAGCUCCCCACAUACAAGCCCACUGAUCCUGCCGUUGCAUCCAGGAAGCUGUCCGAGACCGUGUUGGAGGCCAUCCACGACGUCAUCCCCGAGCUGCUCUCCGGUUCCGCAGAUUUGACGGGCUCCAACAACACCCGCUGGAAGAACGCUGUUGACUUCCAGCCUCCUAACCUGGGCAUUGGUGACUGGACCGGUCGCUAUCUCAGGUACGGUGUGCGUGAGCAUGCCAUGGCCGCCAUCAUGAACGGUUUGUCCGCAUACGGCACCAUCAUCCCCGCUGGUGGAACCUUCCUCAACUUCGUCUCCUACGCCGCAGGUGCUGUCCGCCUGUCAUCUCUCUCACAUCAGCGCGUCAUCUACGUCGCGACACACGACUCCAUUGGUCUCGGAGAGGACGGACCGACUCACCAGCCUAUCGAGACCCUUGCGCACUUCCGUGCUCUGCCUAACAUGAUGGUUUGGCGUCCGGCUGAUGGCAACGAGACGUCCGCUGCCUACUACAUGGCUCUGACCUCGAAGAGCACCCCCUCCAUUCUCGCUCUCACCCGCCAGAACCUUCCCCAGCUCGAGGGCUCAACGAUCGAGAAGGCCAUCAAGGGUGGCUACGUCGUCCUGGAGAACAAGGACGCCCAGAUCACUCUCGUCUCGACCGGUUCGGAGGUCUCGCUCUGCCUCGAGGCCGUCAAGACGCUCAAGGAACAGGGCAUCACUGCCCGCGUUGCCUCGCUGCCCUGCGUUGAGGUUUUCGAUGUCCAGGACAAGGAGUACAAGCUCUCCGUCAUCCCCGACGGCAUCCCCGCGCUCAGCGUCGAGGUCAUGUCCACCCUUGGCUGGGAGAAGUACUCUCACGAGCAGUUCGGCCUCAACAGGUUCGGCGCUUCCGGUCCAUACAAGGAGGUGUACAAGAAAUUCGAGUUCACUCCCGAGGGCAUCGCCAAGCGUGCCGUGGCUACCAUUGAUUUCUACAAGGAUGUCAAGCCGCUCCGCUCUCCCCUCAACCGCGCCUUCCAGCAGCUCAUCUAGAUGGAAGUGGAGGGAAGAGGGUGGUGGGGAGGACGGGAGUCUGGCGAAAGGGGUUAGAAGGAA